UACUUUUCCUCUCCAAAAUGGGAAAAACCUAGCAAACCCAUACAAUGUAGUUGUAAACACAGGAAAAUGCAACUCAAAUCCUCGACGAUGAAGAUCAGGCACUCGAAACGCGUUCCAUUACGAGUCUGGCUUUGUUUCCAAAAGUCUCAAGGUCUCCUCGUGGGUGGAAACCACACCUCCUCCAGGUUUUGCACUCGCUAGAUCCUUCUUUCCCCCACCACACUGGUUUUUCUCAUCAAAAUUCCCUUCAAAAGGUAACUUUUUUUAACCCUAAACAAAGUGGUUUUCUGGAAUCCUCUGUUUUUCUUUACCUAAUCAUGGCCUUGGAGCUUUUCAAGCUCCAACUGAUCUACUACAACCUCGCCUUUAAGAAGAGCGGUCUCGUUAAACUUUUCUUCUUAGCAAUUACAAUGGCGGCAAUCCCUUGCCUCAACCUGUUCAUCCCAAUCGACGGCUGUGAUCCGUCGUGGACCAUCGAAGCCACUAAAGUCCGACUCAACUCAACAGAUCUGGACGCUGCAUUCAGAGAUUUGAUGGCAGCAAAUUGGCUGAUCGACGGCUACGAAACUCUCUCAAUCGGCCGUGACGCAGCAAGAGCCGUGAUGGUUUUGAAGAAAUUGGGUUUCUCUGACGCUAUGGGAAUCUAUAGAUCAUGCGCGUCUCUGUUCAGACACCGUAAGCGGCUGAGGCCGUUGCCGUUUUACGAAGGAUCGUUUGAUUUUGUGUUUUCGACGGAGAUGAUUGACGGCGUUAGGGUUCCGGCACGGCUAGUUCUUGAGAUGGAGAGAGUUCUGAAACCGGCAGGUGUCGGCGUUGUCAUGCGACGCGUGUCGGGGAAUUUUCCGGUGACGGCGGUUAUGAAGGCUGCCGCUCCGGUGGCGGCAUUCUUGAGGUUUUCCGACGUUGUCGCUGUCCGUACGGUAAAUUGUACUGUUAUGGUGGUUUUCAAGAAAAGAGCGAUGGUUGGCCACGAGAAGCAUAAGGCGAUGGAACAGAAGAAGGUUAUCCCGGCUGGCGUAAGGACCAAAAAGUCACGGGACUCAGCUGAAAAUUACGUUGGUACCUAUGCUACUCUGGAGAAGAAAAAGAAGCUUUUGCCACUGUCCAAAGCUGAUCUGUCGGUAGUGAGGAAGAGUACGAGAGGUCAAAUUACUGAAAUGCCCCGGGACUCGGCCGGAAGUCACCUUGGUGCGUAUGCGACGACUCUGAAGAAGCGAUAUUUGCUGAAUAUGCCUCCGUUUCGAACUAAGAAGCGUUAUGGGAAUGGAGGGUGAUUUUGCUGAAUAUGCCUCCCUUCAAACUAAAAAGCGUUAUGGGAACGGAGGGUGAUUUGGUAACUUCGUGCUAUUAUGUACCGUGUAGUUAAUAAACAUGAAAUAAAAGGAGGGAGUCGAUAU
Molecule: messenger RNA, 1397 nt
Organism: Telopea speciosissima
Lineage: Eukaryota; Viridiplantae; Streptophyta; Magnoliopsida; Proteales; Proteaceae
Exons: 3
Coding region: 318-1274 (318 amino acids)
Molecular function (GO): S-adenosylmethionine-dependent methyltransferase activity
Source: RefSeq, a predicted model, not a curated record